Messenger RNA from Ipomoea triloba (trilobed morning glory), 1074 nucleotides. RefSeq lists its product as uncharacterized. The record is from RefSeq and is a predicted model, not a curated record. NCBI's taxonomy places the organism in Eukaryota, Viridiplantae, Streptophyta, Magnoliopsida, Solanales, Convolvulaceae. Bases 168 to 863 code for a protein of 231 amino acids. The transcript is spliced from 3 exons.
GGAUUAAAUACGAGAUUUUGGCAUGAGAAAUGAUCUCUUUAAUUUCUCACGAAUUUAAAUUUGCAAAUUGCUAAUCGAAGGAUUUGCCUUCCCAAUUUGUUGCAAUUCAAUCCCACUUCCUCAAUCCUCUUUCUCAGCUCUCAAUUUUAAGGUAUAUAGGGACAGAAAUGGAGAGCGGAGGAGGUUUCACCGCCGGAGAUCUGUCCACCAUCGGCGGCAUCGCCACCGUCUCGUUGCUGCAUUCCUUCAUUCCUACCCACUGGCUGCCGUUCUCCAUCGUCGGCCGCGCUCAGAAAUGGACUCUCUCCCGUACCCUCAUCGUCACUGCACUCGGGGCAGUUUUGCACGUAUUGUCAACUUCACUUCUUGGCAUAACUGCAAUCACCAUAUCUAACACUAUUGCUGGGGAGGAAACUGUGCAUAAACUUGCUUCUUUGUUGCUCAUAUUUCUUGGUGGAAGUUACAUCAUCUUGUAUCUCACUGGAAAGGGUGGUCAUAGCCAUUCACACAACCAACCCAUGGAAAAAAUGGCUGUGGCUGGGCUUGUUCUUGUGCCUGCUUUGUCUCCUUGUGCAACCACUCUGCCUGUAUUUCUCGCUGUUGGAAAUUCAUCUUCCAUGAUGGUGCUUGCCAUAAUAGUUCUUCUAUUCAGCACCAUAACAGUAAUGACCUCGCUGGUGGCACUCUCAUUUUACGGUGCAAGUCAGCUCAAGUUCCAUUGGGUGGAGCGCUAUGACAAGCUCCUCGUAGGUUCGGUUCUAUGCUUGGUUGGAAUCUUAACGCUCAUAUUCCACGAUCACGAUCAUGAUGGAGAAGCCGGUUCGGCUGGAGACCAUCUACACAGAAAAAUAAUUGCACUGUGAGGUUUAAGUCAACAUCCUCUUCUUGCUGAGUGUUAAGAAUUAGUGUACAUUUGAACCUUAAGUAAUGGAAAGUUCAUUGUAAAAUUUUUGUUCAUUGUACUAUUAAUGAGCAUCCAUAUCUGUUCAACUAUGUAGGGUUAGCAGCAUGCUACUUGUGUACAAUAUCAAUCUAACACAAAACCAAUCAAUUCAGCUAUUCCAUAUUCAUGAA